AUGGAUGACUGGAGCUCUACUACUCGCAUUGGAAGCAAGCACCGUGCUGGCGGUGCUGCUCCCCGUGAGACUGUCGUCAAGGGUAAGAGCGCUCUGAACGCCGCUCAGCGCCAAGGCCUUGUUAUCGGAACUGAGAAGAAGUACGCCACUGGCAAUGCUGCUUCCAAAACUGGUUCUAUUGAAGGUCAGCACCUGACCAAGGUCGACCGCAGCGACGACAUCAUCAAGCCCAAGACUGUGGGUUACCAAGUUGCAGACGCUAUCAAGAAGCGCCGUACCGAUGAGGGCUACAAGAUGACACAAAAGGAACUUGCCACCAAGUGCAACACCACCGUCACCGUUGUCCAGGAUUUCGAGAAGGGUACCGCCACCCCGGACCAGAAGGUCCUCAGUGCGAUGGAGCGUGUGCUCAACAUCAAGCUGAGAGGUUCGGACAUCGGAAAGGAGAAGUUCCCCAAGAAAAAGUAA
Molecule: messenger RNA, 468 nt
Organism: Aspergillus bombycis
Lineage: Eukaryota; Fungi; Ascomycota; Eurotiomycetes; Eurotiales; Aspergillaceae
Gene: mbf1
Product: multiprotein-bridging factor 1
Exons: 2
Coding region: 1-468 (155 amino acids)
Cellular component (GO): nucleus
Molecular function (GO): DNA binding
Source: RefSeq, a predicted model, not a curated record